Dimorphilus gyrociliatus is the source of this 1067-nucleotide messenger RNA. NCBI's taxonomy places the organism in Eukaryota, Metazoa, Annelida, Polychaeta, Dinophilidae. The record is from the annotation of a GenBank genome assembly.
AUAAAUAAUAUUAUACAGUGGUUACAUAUUUCUGCCUUCUUUAUUUGGACUUUAAAAUGGCAUCUAAUGGGAAUGAUUAUACCUUUCGAAAUUUAAAUGAUGAACUGCAACAAACAAAUGCAUGUAACGAUUAUCAGAAUGAAAUCGAAAGUUUAAUACAGGCAAGAAGGUCAUCUGGCUCUGAAGCUACUUCUCUAAAAGGAGUUAAUGCAUAUACCUUCUUUGCUAUUGAAUCAUCAAUACAAAAUGGUUUACCCUUUCAGCAUUAUACAAACAAGAAUGGAAAGGGAUAUUUAAUUUAUACAGAGUCAAAACAAGAAGAAUAUGCGACGGUAAAAAUCAACUUUGGAGAAAAGUCUGAAGUAAUAUGUAAGGAGAAAGUGAAUGAUGUUUAUCCUAAUAGGAGACCAUGUGGAGUUGAUUUUACAAAUGGUGGUUGUUUAUCAUAUAAGGAAAUUAAUACAAAAAUUAAAGAAUUUGUAGACCAUAACAACUGUAAAGAAGACAAUGAAAAAAAGCUUACUAAAUUAUUAAUAAAUUUUAGUAAAGAUGGAACUGCAAUCUCAGUAAAUGAACUUAGAGAAAUUCGAAAUGAUAAGCCUGAUAAAUAUUUACAAAAUUUUUGUCAAUUUAUCAAUGAAUUAUGCUAUUUGUCAUUUUUCAAAGAGAUACCUCAAUGGUUACCACUCACUGAUAAUGAUAAACUUGAUACAAAUAUAGCUGUUAGUCAUGCAAGAUCAAUAAUUCUUGCCAGAGAAGGUAAAAUUAAUCUUACGGAUUGUUUUGGCGGAGAGUAUUCAGUAUUUGAUGUACAUCUUAUGUAUAUAAAUUGGACGAUUGUUGACAACAGAAUGGUGGAGAUAAAAAAAAUGUAUGACAAAGAAAUCUUGAAAGGAAAAGAUGAUAAUGUAGAAAAACAAAAGGAAGAUUUACAUGAAAUUUUUGGAAAAUAUAAAGCACCUGAGAAAAAACAUGAUAAAAAUCAAAACGAAGAUUUACAUGAACAAUCUAAAGAAGGCAAUAUGGCAGAUUUGACUGAUGCCAUGAAGAAAUUAGCUACAAAGUAA